Plectropomus leopardus (leopard coralgrouper) is the source of this 755-nucleotide messenger RNA. RefSeq names its product nuclear protein 1b (gene nupr1b). The record is from RefSeq and is a predicted model, not a curated record. Gene Ontology annotation, cellular component: nucleus. NCBI's taxonomy places the organism in Eukaryota, Metazoa, Chordata, Actinopteri, Perciformes, Serranidae. Gene Ontology annotation, biological process: negative regulation of cell cycle; regulation of transcription by RNA polymerase II; negative regulation of cell population proliferation.
ACCUUUGUCAAAAACAGCUUGUUUUUGUGCUCAGGCAAAAAGAGGGAAACUGAGUGUAGCUGGAGGGUCUUUCCAUUCUUGUUUGUUGUUUUCAAAGUUUGACAAACUUUUUUUCCCUGAAGAAAAUCUCAGAGAAACAAACAUGAGUCACGUCGACGUGAAAAACCUGAAACCCACCAACUUUGAAGACGAGUACUAUGACAAAUAUGAAUUUUAUAACUUGACGGAUAAAUACACAGAGGGCUCGGCCCGUAAAGGCAGGACAAAGAAGGAGGCCAGUGAAAACACCAACAGACACAACCCCGCCGGACACGAGCGCAAGAUUGUGGAGAAACUCCAAAACUCGGAGAAGAAAGCCAAGGAGUGAAUACUGAGGGCGACUCGGACGGCUCAUCCCGGAUACCGACCACAGCCUCUUUGGCGACAGAACGAGAUGUACAGACGGCAGGGGCGUCCUGAAGCUCCGAUGGGCGAAGGUUUAACCUGGGCGUGAAGAGGAGCCUGCAGAUCCAGAAGUUCCAGUGAGGAGAUCUUCAUCAUGGCAGCAGACUGCAGCUCCGCCGCCCGAUGGUUGUUGUUAAGCACUCACCUGUGGCGGGGUGCACCCAGGGUCCCAGUCCAGACCAUGACGGUGCACAUGUGACUGUGGUGGUGGUGAAAGUUGGGUGAUUUCUGUGUGUUGACAAGUUUUAAGUGGGCUUUUUUUAAUUAAAAAAAAAAGUAUUUUACCUAUUAAAACAUUUUGUUUUUCAAAA